Molecule: messenger RNA, 1848 nt
Organism: Scedosporium apiospermum
Lineage: Eukaryota; Fungi; Ascomycota; Sordariomycetes; Microascales; Microascaceae
Exons: 2
Coding region: 1-1848 (615 amino acids)
Source: RefSeq, a predicted model, not a curated record
AUGUCCGUCUCAGCACAAUGGAGCCUCGACGUCACAGCAAACUCCGCCCUCUCCAUUUCCCGCGGCAUCAUCCACGCCGCAACAAGCGACAACAUCCAACCCUUAGCCCUCCUCGCCUGCGAAAAGUUCGGCUGCACAAUCGCCAUGUGCCACGAAACAUGUCGCAAGAUCGAGACCUCCGUCCUCCCAACCGACAAGCCCGCCCCGAUCCAGUUUCUCCUUCAAGGCGUCGUGGGCUAUUCGCGCGACGACUGCGCCACGCAGCUGGGCACGACGGCAUCCGGCGUACAGUUUCUCGGCCUCGCGGCGGCACUCGUGACGACUAUGGGUGCCUUUGAGUCGGCGACUGCGCUGUCGCUCAUGUUGAGGAAUACAACUGCGGAUAAGUCGUUGCUUCCGACGACGAAGCAGUUGAGAGACUUGUUGUCCGUGCUGGAUGCGAGAUUAUCUCGUGCCAGGUUCACCGACUCGAUUUUGGGUUGGCACAGCUAUCUGUACAAACAUCCGGAUGUAGAUGACGCCAGCAGGAAAGUUCUCCAACGUGCAUCGUCGUAUCCUUCUGCGGAGGCGACCGAGAAAUUAGUCUAUGCCUUUCGGCAACUUCAUCGGAUCGGCGACUCCAGUGUCUCCAAGGUCGUCAUCCAUGUGACCUCCUCCUCGCCGUGGGUAAUCGCAUUCACGAGGUGGUGUCUGGGUGCUCCCCCAUCGGUGUACUUGCAAGAUGGCACUCCCAUACUCGAACAACCCGACCUGAGCGUUGAUAUCAUUAUCAACACCGGGCAUUCGGAGAACGGCGAGACCUUUUCGGUAACGAUCUAUCAUGAUAUCGGAGACCCCGAGGAACUUAUCGUUGAGGGCAGCGGUAAACCUUGGGCAGGCAUGACAACAAUCGGAAACUACGGCCAAUGGAUGCUGAAGGAAUAUAACCUCGAUCAAGUCCAAGCUUUCCGUGCCCUCCAGCAAUGUCUUCCGUACGCGGCAAAGGAAUAUCUCGACCGGUGCAGAUUUACUGCGAGCAAGACCAGCCAAGAAACCAUAACCAUGAAUCCCCGACAGCGAGAUGCGAAGGUGGUGAAAACUUAUCGCACGGUUCCUUUCGGGAGUGAUAGUUCGGUGGCGGAGAUGAUCUCCCGUAUGCUAGGUGUGGAAAAGGACGGGGCGAGCUUAGAGCUGGAGAAACUGACACCAGGGACGCGAAUAACCGAUCUGCCUCUGGUAAAGCUGCAUCUCAAGUCUCUAAAGGACAAUUGUUUAUGCCAGGCGUGUGCCCGCACAACCAGCUCGCUUCUAGACAUGGUAACCGGGAGAGGGCCCAUGUGGUGCCUCCGAGAUCAAUUUCUUUACGAUGCAGCCCUUUUCCUCAGCGAUGCCCUCGCGCUAUCCCUAUUCCACUUGUCGGACAAUCUCCUCAUUCGCAUUGAGAAUGGCAGAGACCGUCGUCGCGAUGACUACCACGCGACGGUCUUUUCCGUCUUUACGCGUCAGACUGUCGGUUACGGAAGCAGCGGCUCCGGCCUUAUAAAGCCUUGCAAAAUCGAAUGUCUGCUCGCCUGGGCCCUGACGUUGAUAGGGCACGACGUCGGGACGGAAGUAUCCACGACGCGCUGGGCAAUGUCCUGUUUCAAGGGCCAGGCCGUCUAUCCUACCAUCUUCGACACCCGCCGCGUGAAGAGGAGAGGAUACCUCGCGCUAUCUUGGCUUCCCGGCCUAUUGCAAUUCCAGUCCGAAAAAUACGAGGUUGUUAAGUCGGAGAUCGAGCGACAGAACACUCCGCCACCAUGCGGCAGGGUGCUGCCCUCGAGAGAGGGGAGAUCAGUUCUGCUGCUAUACCUCACCGUUAAUGCCUAA